Cuscuta europaea is the source of this 1507-nucleotide messenger RNA. Lineage: Eukaryota; Viridiplantae; Streptophyta; Magnoliopsida; Solanales; Convolvulaceae. The record is from the annotation of a GenBank genome assembly.
AACAAUUGUGACAAUUAAAUUGCUAGCUGUUGAAGAUUAUUUACCAUGGCGUACUCAGUUUGAGUCUUUCCUGGUGUCUAAUGGUCUUUUGGGUAUUCUUGAUGGUUCCUUACCUGCUCCGCCAUUAUAUACCUAUGAUUUGUAUCACACAAAAACCAUGAACCCUGAGUAUUAUCAUUGGCUGAAAUUAGACCAGACUGUUCGUUUUUGGUUGUUUGCUACCCUCUCUCGUGAUAUUCUUGUUGAGGUGCAUCAAUUAAAGAAUUCUACAGCCAUAUGGGAACGUUUGGAGGCUCGUUUCAUGGCUGCCAGUCUGGCUCGAUCCAUGGAAUUAAAACACAUGCUGAGUCACAUGAAAAAGAAAGACAAUCAGUCAAUGGACCAAUAUUUACUUGAAAUCCGGAAAAUUGUUGAAUCCUUGGCCUCAAUUAAUUCUCCAGUUUCUGACCAUGAUCUCUUACAAACUGCUCUCCUGGGGUUGUGUCCGGGAUAUGAGUCACUUGUAGGCCCCUUAACUUUAUUUCCGGAGGGUCUCACGUUUGAUAAAUUAUGCACCAAACUUGUCCAUCAAGAGGCUCGGCUUCACUAUCAACAGCGUUUGGAGACUACAGUUGGCGCCCCAGCCUUUGCAGCACACGGCCAGCUUCCUGCUGGAACCGGCCAGCAGCAGCCGCAGCAGGCGUCCGCCGCACAGCAGCAGCAGAACGGCCAGCGCGGAAGUCACAGUCGCGGCAGGGGAUCUCGCGGUCGUGGUCGUGGACGCGGUGGACAGUACUUGCAGCAGCAGUAUCCCGGCGGCCACCAGUACUAUUACAGAAAUGGACAGCAGCCACAUCAGCCGUAUGGGACCCACGGCAGAGGCCUUCUUCCAUCACCACCUAUGUAUAUACCGGGUACAGUUAAUUGUAAUUCAGUUGAGUCAUUGUUUUAUAUUCUGCACCAUAUACUUUUUGUGCUAACUAUGCUUCUGUAGGAUCUUCACCCUUUGAGAAUAAUUUUGGUUCUGUUCCUCCACCAGUUGUCUGUCUAAUCUGUCACUCGCCAGGUCAUUCUGCAGUUAACUGUCCAUCCCGUUUUGCUCAACCUUCCGCCCCUGCUUUAGCUGUUCCUACUGGAGAAUCUUCUUUCACUUUUGGUACCCUGACUCUGGCGCUUCCGCUCAUAUGACCCCUACUGAAGGACCACAAUUCGGGGGAGGUGCUUCUUAAAGCUCCUAAUCAAGGUGGUGUUUAUCCUAUUUCCUGGCCUGAUCCCUCAUCAGUUGCUUUAGCUACUCAUGUUGCUUCUGGACCUGUCUGGCAUCGACGUCUGGGACACUGUGGCAGCCGUAUUUUAGAUAAACUUAAAAAGUCUGGUUCUAUUUUUAGUAAUUCUAAUUUUUCCCAUGAUUGUAUUUCUUGUCGGUUAGGAAAAUCUCAACGGUUACCUUUUCAAGAAGUUUGACAUAAAUCUACUGUCCCUUUAUUUUUGGUUCAUUCUGAUAUAUGGCAAUCACCUGUUUUGUCUA